This is a messenger RNA of Lactuca virosa, 489 nucleotides long. The record is from the annotation of a GenBank genome assembly. Lineage: Eukaryota; Viridiplantae; Streptophyta; Magnoliopsida; Asterales; Asteraceae.
AUGGCAAAGCUAAUGUCUUCAUCAAACUUCUUAUUUUUCUCUCUAGCACUAUUAAUCACAGUCUCCUCCAUACCAAAUUUCGCUUCUGCUUCUUUGAAGGAAGUCAAGGCUCUUCUGAAAUGGAAAGAAAGCCUUCAAAUCCCAAACAACUCCUUACUCUCUUCAUGGAUUCCCCUCCCUAUGAAUUCCAGUGCAUCAGUUCCAUGCACUUCUUGGUUUGGAGUAGUUUGCAAUGAUGAUGGGAGCAUUCAGAAGUUGAACCUUAGUUCAUCUGGAUUAAAAGGUACACUCCACCAAUUUCCAUUCUCUUUGCUACACAAUCUUACACAUUUUGAUCUCGGUAUGAACAACUUCUUUGGCCCCAUUCCACCAGAAAUCCGACACCUGUCGAAACUUGUCUAUCUUGAUUUUUCAGUGAAUAAGUUUUCUGGAGUUAUCCCACCUGAAAUUGGAAACCUGUACCAGUUAACCAUCUUCUACCUAUACUAA